This is a messenger RNA of Condylostylus longicornis, 2169 nucleotides long. Its product is annotated as probable cytochrome P450 313a4. The record is from RefSeq and is a predicted model, not a curated record. The coding region runs from base 144 to 1670 and encodes 508 amino acids. The transcript is spliced from 7 exons. Gene Ontology annotation, molecular function: monooxygenase activity; heme binding; iron ion binding. Lineage: Eukaryota; Metazoa; Arthropoda; Insecta; Diptera; Dolichopodidae.
AACAUAAAAAAAAAAAGAUUUAAAACUAAUUUAUAAAUCGUUUCAAAAGAAAUAUUACUUAAAUAAAUUAAAUUCUUUGAAAAAAUAAACGAAAAUUAGUGCCUACAUUGUAUUAAUUUAAAAAUAUAUUAAAAUAAAUUAAAAUGAAUACAACCUCAAUAAUUUUUUUCGGAAUAAUUAUAUUUUUAUGGUUGUUCUGGUUGUGGAGGAGACGAAAAUAUUAUUAUAUGGCAUAUAGUUUACCAGGACCAGUAGGAUUACCAAUUAUAGGAAGUGGAUUAAAUUUCAUAGAUACAUCAAAAGUCUUAUAUUAUCUCAUGCAAGGAACUGAAAAAUAUGGACACUUAUGGACAGGUUUUCUUGGACUUAAACCAUGUAUUUUAACUUCAGAUCCGGAAGUAAUUGAAGAAAUUUUCACAAAUGAACUUUUUGUUGAUAAAAUGGAUAUUUACAAUGUCAUUAACGAUUUUUUAAAAGAAGGACUUUUCACUUCCAAAUAUGAUAAAUGGAUUGUUGCACGAAAGCAUAUAAAUAAAGCAUUCGCACAUAAAAUUCUACUUGAUUUUUUUCCAAUUUUUAAUCAAAAAGGUAGAGAACUUUCCGAUGCUUUUGAAAGUUUAGCAGGAAAAGGGGAAAUCGAUAUUUAUGGAUAUAUACAUAAACUUCAAUUGGACACAGCUUGCAUAACAACAAUGGGACAAGAAACGAAUUUUUUAAGAGGCAGCAAUCCUGAGUUAUUAAGUUCAUAUGAAUUUUUAAUAGAAAUUACAUCAAAUAGAAUAUUUAAUCCAUUUUUAACAAACAGUUUCGUAUUUAAAUAUUUAUAUCCAAAGAAGAAGAAAUUUGAUCAUUGUAUGCGUGUCAUGCAAAAGAAUACUCUAAAAUUUAUCGAGAAAAAAAUUGAAGAUAUCAAGAGAGCACAAGAGGAAAAUACGAAGGAAAAUAGUUCACCAGAAGAUGAUUUUAAUAUUACCAAAUCCAAAUCGAUUUUUAUUGAUAUAAUGGUAAGGGAAUAUUUGGCCGGAAAUUUUACAUGGGAAGAAUUGCAGCAUGAAGUAAAUACAAUGAUAGCAGCUGCUUAUGAAACUACAACAAAUGUUUUAUAUAUGGCACUUCUUCAUUUGGCCAUGUAUCCUCAAUGUCAAGAUAAAUUAUAUGAAGAAAUAAUAUCAGUUACAUCAGAAGAUGACACUUUUAUUACAUAUGACGAUGUUCAACAAUUAGUUUAUACAGAAUUAGUUAUGAAUGAAACAAUGCGUUUAAUAAGUCCAGUUCCAUUAAUUGGACGUAAUGCAAUUAAAGAUGUUCGAUUAAAAAAUAAUUUAUUAAUACCGAAAGAUACAAAUAUUGUUAUCAAUUUACUGAGUUUACAUCGUAGAAAUGAUAUAUGGGGUCCAAAUGCUGAUCGCAUAUUUAAUCCAGAAAAUUUUUUAAAAGAAAAUCUCGUUAAUAAACAUCCAUAUUCAUUUGUACCAUUUACAAAAGGUAUAAGAAAUUGUAUUGGAUGGCGAUAUGCAAUAUUUUCUUUUAAAAUAAUGUUAGCAAUAAUUAUAAAACGUUUUAAAGUUAGUACAACAUUUAAAUAUGAUGAUUUAGUAUAUAAAGAACAAAUUAUUACAAAAUUUAAAGUAAAUCCUAAAAUAAGUUUAACAUUAAGAAAAAAUGUUUAAAAUAUCACGAAGGAAAAAUUCUGUAACUGUAAUCUAAAAUAAGGUAUAGAUGGUAAACCAAGAUUUGGUUUUAUUUUUGUUUUUUAGUUUUUUAAAUAUCUUUCAAAAUUUUCGAUUUUCUGUAAAAUUUUUUUUCAACGUUCUAAGGAACAAAUUUUGUUCGCAGCAUUUAUUUAACUUUACUUUUAACAUCCGGUCUAAUUAUACAAUAACAUCUACUACAUAUUCAAAAUAAAAUUUCGUCAAAUUUGCAUAAACAUUUUUAAGUAAAAAGUAGUUUAAUCAAUUUAUAAAUUGAUACUAAUAUCGUAUAUUAUAAAAAAAAUAUCUUAUUAUACAAUUUAUUGAAUUAUAAAUAUUAUAUUAAAAAUAAUAGCUUAUAAUUAAAAUAUUUCAAAAGAAACUAUACUUUGAACUUCUCAUUAUGCAUUAUAAUUAUUAUAGUGUUAUAAAUGUAUUGUUAUAUAGGAAUAAAGUCCAAUAAAACUUGUUUUAAUUA